UACAGAUUGAUAGCUUUGUCUCAGACGCAGAGGAUUUAAAAAGAGACAGAAAGAAGCAAGAAGCAAUUGAAUCCCAUUGAUGUGCAUCAGGUAUACAAAGCUUAGUGAAGAAAUUCUGCCUUCAGCACCAUGAACAGCUCUCUGGCUCAACCACUUCACUAUGCGGGAGGCUACGAACCCCAGGAUUCCAAAGAGUGGAAGGUGGUGAUCCCAGCUUUCUUGGGGGUGAUCUGCCUGGCUGGUUUUGCAGGGAAUGUGUGUGUAAUUGGGAUCCUCCUGCAUAACUCAAAGAAAGGAAAACCUUCCAUGAUCCACUCCUUGAUCCUGAACCUCAGCCUGGCAGAUCUGCUUCUCAUCCUUUUUGUUGUGCCUUUCAGGGCAGCUGCUUACUCCAAGGGAGCCUGGUACCUGGGUUGGUUUCUUUGCAAAACUUCUGACUGGUUUCGAGAUGCUUGUAUGACAGCCAAGAGCUUCACCAUUGCUGUGGUAGCCAAGACUUGCUUCAUGUAUGCAAAUAACCCAGCUAAACAAGUGAACAUUAAGUGGCACACCAUCUGUGCUGUGCUGUUGGCUAUUUGGCUAGUGGCCUUGGGAAUCCCACUGCCCUUGUGGUUCUUUAGCAUCUUCUGGGAGACAGAGGUGGGCUCUUCUUUGUGCAUUGUGAUUAUUCCAGCUCAUGCUCACAAAUUUAUGUCUAUCUUUGUCAAGCUCUAUCCCCUGCUGGUAUUUUGUGCACCCCUUACCUUUGCUUUCUUUUAUUUCUGGAGAGCAUAUGGCAGAUGUCAGCGGAGGGGGACCAAGACUCAAAACCUGAGGAAUCAGAUCCGAUCCAGAUGCCUCACUAUGAUGCUUCUGAGCGUUACUGUCACCUCUACAGUGAUGUGGCUCCCCGACUGGAUUUCUUGGCUAUGGCUAUGGCAUCAAAGGAAGGAUGGGCCUGCUCCCCCACAAGGAUUCAUGGCCACCACCCAAGUCUUGAUGUUUGCCAUAUCUUCAGCUAACCCUCUUAUCUUUGUACUUAUGUCUGAAGAGUUCAGAGAGGGUUUCAAAGGCUUGUGGAAAAGGCUUACACUGAAAAAAACCCUGCCUACUCCAGAAGGUCAGGAGGAAACUGCAGCUGAUGACUCAGAGGGAGCCCCAGAUUCUGUUCCUUCCCCAGAGCCAGUGACGCCUAUUCAAGAGAAAGAGCUGCCUUCUGUCCCCCAUACAUCGGAAAGCAUGGAAAUCAAGGAGAUGCCCAUUUUGCCAGAUGUUGAGCAAUUCUGGCAUGACAGGGAAGCAGUUCCUGAUGCUCAAGACAAUGACCCUAUUCCCUGGGAACAUGAAGGACAAGAGACAGUAGGUUGUGCUCAGAAAAACUGA
This is a messenger RNA of Hemicordylus capensis (graceful crag lizard), 1362 nucleotides long. RefSeq names its product G protein-coupled receptor 151 (gene GPR151). NCBI's taxonomy places the organism in Eukaryota, Metazoa, Chordata, Lepidosauria, Squamata, Cordylidae. Gene Ontology annotation, biological process: G protein-coupled receptor signaling pathway. The record is from RefSeq and is a predicted model, not a curated record. Gene Ontology annotation, molecular function: G protein-coupled receptor activity. The transcript has a single exon. Gene Ontology annotation, cellular component: membrane. Bases 130 to 1362 code for a protein of 410 amino acids.